CUGAUUUUGAUUUCGAUUCCGAUCUGAGUCGGAGCUCAACGGUUAUGGUUGUGGUUUAGCCUCAGUCGCCCACUGACUGUGUUUUUGUUCCCCAUAGACAAACAACAAACCUGAGGAUGACGUCUCCAAUUCGCUACUACUAUGACCUGAUGUCACAGCCCUCGAGGGCAUUGUUCAUUAUCUUCCGGCUGAGUAACAUGCCCUUUGAAGACUGCGUGGUGGCUCUGCGAAAUGGCGAUCACUUGACCGAAGACUUCAAGCAGCAGAUAAACCGCUUCCAGCGCGUGCCCUGCAUCCACGACAAUGGGUACAAGCUGGCCGAGAGUGUGGCCAUCCUGCGCUAUUUGAGCGCCAAGGGCAAGAUCCCCGAGCAUCUGUAUCCCAAGUACUUUGUGGACCAGAGUCGCGUGGACGAGUUCCUCGAGUGGCAGCACAUGUCCCUGCGCCUCACCUGCGCCAUGUACUUCCGCACCGUGUGGCUGGAGCCGCUCCUGACCGGACGCACUCCAUCGGAGGCCAAGAUCGAGUCGUUCCGCAUGCACAUGGAGCGCAAUCUCGACGUGGUCGAGGAGGUCUGGCUGGAGGGCAAGGAUUUCCUCACCGGAUCCACUCUCACCGUGGCGGACAUCUUUGCAGCCUGCGAAAUUGAACAGACUCGCAUGGCCGACUACGAUGUGAGGAUCAAGUACCCCAAGAUCCGAGCCUGGCUGAAGAGAGUGCGCCAAAGCUGCAAUCCGUACUACGAUGUGGCCCACGAGUUCGUCUACAAGAUCUCGGGAACGGGUCCACAGGCCAAGCUCUAAAGUCCAUUAUUCAUGGUGCCAUUUUGUACAUAGAUCAUUAUCAUUUUUGGGGAUAUACAAGUAGAUAAGUUAAAUAAACACGAAAUACACAAACAA
Messenger RNA from Drosophila gunungcola (fruit fly), 899 nucleotides. RefSeq names its product glutathione S-transferase theta-1 (gene GstT3). The record is from RefSeq and is a predicted model, not a curated record. The transcript is spliced from 4 exons. Gene Ontology annotation, cellular component: cytoplasm. Gene Ontology annotation, molecular function: glutathione transferase activity. Gene Ontology annotation, biological process: glutathione metabolic process. NCBI's taxonomy places the organism in Eukaryota, Metazoa, Arthropoda, Insecta, Diptera, Drosophilidae. Bases 117 to 803 code for a protein of 228 amino acids.